This is a messenger RNA of Spea bombifrons (plains spadefoot toad), 2630 nucleotides long. RefSeq names its product HPS1 biogenesis of lysosomal organelles complex 3 subunit 1 (gene HPS1). The coding region runs from base 174 to 2186 and encodes 670 amino acids. Gene Ontology annotation, molecular function: guanyl-nucleotide exchange factor activity. Lineage: Eukaryota; Metazoa; Chordata; Amphibia; Anura; Pelobatidae. The record is from RefSeq and is a predicted model, not a curated record. The transcript is spliced from 19 exons. Gene Ontology annotation, biological process: melanosome assembly; vesicle-mediated transport. Gene Ontology annotation, cellular component: BLOC-3 complex.
CAUGCUUCAAUGAGGAAGUGGAGCAAGAAGAAAGUUGGAUUCCUGUGUGCCUCUCAGUAAUGGGCUCUGGGUAAAAUGAAGAAAAUCUGAGCCAGAAAUUGCCUCUAAAAAUUAUAAAAAUAAUUUAUAAUUAUAAAUGAUUAACAGACACUGUCACUUAAAGAGCAUAAAAGAUGAAAUGCGUACUUAUUGCUUCUGAGGGCGCUGAAGUCCUUUUUUGCUGGGCCGAUGAGGACUUUGAAAAGAACUUGAAGAUUAGAUAUGGUUUACCGGAUGAGUCCCAGUUACAAUCAUUCGGGGAUAGCAUCAAUACACUUUUUGCUCCUUUAAUCAUCUCCUCUGUGACACUGCUGGAGAAAAUCAAUGACACAUACACUUGUUUCACUGCCGAAAAUGGCCAUCUCUGCGUUCUCCAUAUGUUUGGAGAAUGCCUGUACAUAGCAGUAAAUGGGGAUGGAUCAGAAAACGAGGACGACCUACGCAGAAAACUUUACGUCCUGAAGAGGAUGAGUGAGGUCCACUUUGGUCUUGUCACCUUCGACAGCCAGCUAAUUAAGAAAGAAUUGAGACCUUCUGAUUCUGACCAACGUAACCUUGUGUGGACAACAUUCCAGAACCUGCUCUUGACUUACAACCGCUUGCGACUUGAGGACCAGAGUUUUGCAGUAGAGGCUGUGGAACGUUUGAUUCACCCCAAGCUCUGUGAGCAAUGUAUUGAGUUUUUGGAGAAGCAGAUAGUUCAGUACAUCAAUACCAGCAGUGAGCGCGGCGGGGAAGAGGUCCUUCAUGCCUUUAUUUUAGUAGACACAAAACUUCUGGCACUUUUUUCCAGUCGUAAUGCCAGUUCACUGAGGCCUGCAGAUCUCCUCUCCUUGAUUCUAAUCGUUCAGGAUUUAUAUCCUGGCUUCAGUACGCUACAGGACCAAUGUUUCCAGGAAGCAGAUGAGAACGCAGCAUCAGAACAGUAUUAUACUCCAGAUCCAUCCCCUAACAACAGUAGCUUAGGUACUGGAAGCUGGAUUGAGGAUGAUUCUCCCACGCUUAGUUUUGCUGAUUCUGAAGUUCAGAUGGCUGAAGACAGUCUGAAAGCCUUGGCUGGCUCGUUACAUGAAUCUUUGAACACGAGGAGAGUUUUUUUGGAUGCCAACUUGAGAGAGGGUUAUUGUCCGAUGAUGCCCCAUUCCAUGUACUGCCUACCGCUGUGGCCUGGAAUAUGCCUGGUUCUCCUUACAAAGUUCGCCGGCAGUCAUAUCGCUCUCACUCUCUACCAGCUCUUAGAUGGGUUUAGUUUGAUCGAGAGGAAACUCUUGGAGGGACAGGACAUUCACCAAAUUCUGCGAUCACAUCCCUUUAUGUCAGACCUUAAACAAAGGACAGAUAGGUUUGUGAAGAGCCUUGGUAGCCGUGAGAUACAGUUACAUAACUCCUGGCUUGAGUUCAAAACCAAAGUAUUCUCUCGAAAUGAGACCGGGACCUCCAAAGAGCUCGUUCAGGUUUGUGGAAACGUGAAACGCCAGCUGUGUUCUGUAUAUCGACAGUUAUUUCUGGCCUCUCCAAUAAGCGGGACGCAUUCCCUGACUCCGAAUAUGCAGACUCGUGCCAGAAAACGUGUUCAAGAACAGCUGAUGGAUUGGAAGGAGUUCUUGCUGGUGAAGAGUAAAAGGAAUAUCACAAUGGUCAAUUACUUGGAAGACUUUCCAGGCCUGGUGCAUUUUAUCUACAUAGAUCGCACCGUGGGGCAAAUGGUGGCCCCUUCUAUUAGCAUUGACGAUAAAUCUUCUUCUGAGCUGGGAAACAGCGUCCUGGCGAACUUUAUAAAAAACAAGGUCUGGUCCCUUAUUGGAAUGUCCCGCCGUUACCUUCAGAAAGGGUACACCACGCUAACGUUUCGAGACGGAGAUUAUUAUUGCUGUUACUUCCUGUGGUUUGAGAAUGAAGCCGGUGAUAAGCUAGAAGUGAUUGAGGUUCCUGUGUUAGGAGAUGACUCGGCACCCAUAGGGAUGCUAGCAGGAGAAUAUUACAGGAAACUGCUUCGUUAUUACAGCAAAAAUCACCACACCGAGCUGGUAAAGUGCUAUGAACUCCUCACUGUGCAUUUGGGAAUCAUCCCACCAGAGUAUGUGAUCCAACAAUGUCAGGACCUUGCUCGCAAACUCUGGGAACCGUCCCGCAUUCCGCUCCUGUAAAGUGAAAGAAACAGAAUCUAUCACCGACAGAUCCAUCUGUGCAAGGAACAUCGCACGUUGGGGUCCCCCAGCUACAUUAUAUGUGAAGACCCUCAGGGCUCGAGAUGUACAGGCUGGCACAGAGGACAUUCAUUGCAGGGCCCUGCUGGUUUUGUGUUUCCCAAAUGGAAUGUACCGGAUGUUGUGGCCUUCCAAAGCGCUAGAAGUGUACUUGUUACACAGUCGCGUGCGGUUUACAGGAAGUUAAGUGCCUUUUGUCAAAUAAGCAUUUUUAUCAUAUAUCUAUACUUUGUGUCUGAAAGGCUCUACCCAAUAUGUCAUUAAUGUGUAUGGCUACAAUGUAACCAAUUGCAGCUUAAUAACCAACAACUUUAAACAAAGCAGUCAUGCAUAGAACCCAGCUCUUUUGGAAAAUAAACAAUAUCUGUGCAAACCUACACAUAA